Mycosarcoma maydis (corn smut) is the source of this 1989-nucleotide messenger RNA. RefSeq lists its product as uncharacterized. NCBI's taxonomy places the organism in Eukaryota, Fungi, Basidiomycota, Ustilaginomycetes, Ustilaginales. The coding region runs from base 1 to 1989 and encodes 662 amino acids. The transcript has a single exon. The record is from RefSeq and is a predicted model, not a curated record.
AUGAAGGCCAACGACGAAAAGGGAGCGCUGUUGCCUCUGACGCCGUCGUCGACUGAUGUGCGGAAUGGUUGCAGCGUAGCAUGCAAGCUGAAGCGCUGCCUCGCGUUGGCCGCUUUCGCCGCUCUAGCGUGGUACCAUGUGUGCACGACGCGGAUCGCCCAAUACAGUGCGUUAUUUCAUGGCUCGAGCUCGAGCGGAUGGGGGAGGUUUCCGCGCCCCGAUGAUCCGUUCCAUUUGCUUCCGUGUACCAACGCGACGUUUGUUCCGCAACUUGAGGAUGCGCAUGCGCUCGAGACAUGGACGUCGCUCUACGACGACGAUCGCACGCACUGGUCUUAUGCCAACUCGUCGAGCGGCUCGCUCUACCUGUGCGGAUACCUCGAUGUUCCGCUCGACUACACCAACGCUUCCGACAAGCGCAUCGCUCGGUUGGCCAUCACUAGGCUACAGCACGCUCCGACACGCACUUCGCGCACACUGGUCGUCGAGCCGGGCGGACCGGGUGGAUCGGGCACGAAUUUGGUGUGGCGCAAAGCGCAGCUCUUGUCACACAUGUACACGAACGAUACCAUGGAUGUGCUUGGUUGGGAUCCCAGAGGUGUCAAUGCCUCGUUGCCGUCGAUCAGCUGCUUCCCGUACGAUGCGGAUCGCGACCGUUGGAGUCUGCUCACUUCCACGUACUACCGCGAGGCAAAUCCUCGCGAGUCGAUGAUGAAAGCAGACGCGAUCAACCAAGCCAUCUUGGACGCUUGUUAUCGCAAAUACGCCGAUGUGGGUCAGAUGAUGUCUACCGCAUUUGUCGCUCGCGAUCUCGACGAGAUCCGCAAAGCUCUCGGCCAUGCUCAUCUGGAUGGCUACUUUGUCAGUUACGGAACGGGCAUUGGUCAGACGUAUGUCAACAUGUUUCCUGAUCGCGUGGGCCGCCUCAUGCUCGACGGAACCGAAUACGUGCGCGAUCAGCGUCUUCUUGGUGGCUUUGGUUGGGCUGCGUUGGACAACAUCACAGCCGCGUUUCACGAUGGAUUCUUGGGAGAAUGUGUUGCUGCAGGAGCGGAACGCUGCGCGCUUGCACGGCCGCUCGGUCCGCCGCUUGAUGGCAACACCACCAGGCCACCUCGCUCGCGUACCGAGCUCAUCCAGACGAUGGACGAUCUGUUUGCAAGGCUUGUGCAACGACCGAUUCCCGGCUGGACGCCAGCGUCGGGCCCGCUGAUUAUCACCUACUCGCAGGUGAUUUCGAUCAUCUAUUCGGCACUGUACGAUAGUUCCACGUGGGACUCGCUCGCUACGGCGCUGUAUGAGCUGCUGCAGGGCAACUCGUCGCUCAUGUCGCGCUACGUGGAUUCGUGGGAGUACGAUCCUUGGCAACCGAGCGUGUCGCGUGCCACGCAGUCGUCGGACGAGCUAGCAAUGCUGGUCAUCUGCUCGGACCAGUACGAUUCGGCGCUGCCGGACGGCUACGAGGUGGCGACCAACGGUGAGCAGUGGUAUCUGGAUCUUUGGAAGCAGAUGGUGUCCAAGUCGGAAAUCGGCGGCAACAGUCGGUUCUUGGACAUUCUGCCCUGUCGACACUGGAACGCUACGUUUGGCUCUCCCAAGGAGGUGUAUCGCGGAGACCUGAACCAUUCGCUCUCGAACCCAGUGCUGCUGAUCGCCGAGAGCUACGAUCCAGCGACGCCGCUGCGCAAUGGUCGAAGACUGCUCACUGAAAUGGGUCACCACAAUGCCAGGUUGAUCGCGCUCGACGCUUUCAGUCAUUCGUCCAGGGAUCUCAGCAAGUGUGCGAUCGACAUUAUGCGUUCCUACAUGCUCGACGGUAUCCUCCCACACUCAAACGAGACCAAGUGCAAAGCCGACAGAUCGCCAUACACGUCCACUGACACACCCCAAUCCACGCACGACAUGAUGCACCACUGGCACGCGCACAUGGCCGAGAUGCGGUCGCUCUCCCCGCGCCUCGGCCCGCGCCUCGCCAAGAGACGCAGUUGA